Messenger RNA from Eucalyptus grandis, 1357 nucleotides. RefSeq lists its product as uncharacterized. Lineage: Eukaryota; Viridiplantae; Streptophyta; Magnoliopsida; Myrtales; Myrtaceae. The coding region runs from base 315 to 1130 and encodes 271 amino acids. Gene Ontology annotation, molecular function: protein binding. The transcript has 2 exons. The record is from RefSeq and is a predicted model, not a curated record.
GACCCCGUCGUCUCUGUUCUCAUCUCAAUCCCGACAGCGAGAAAGAAUUUGCUGCCCAUAGACGAAUUGCAAAAUCCAAAAGAAAUCCACCUGGCCCAUCUGCUGUCCUUAUAUUAUUAAAGCGAAAGGAAGACCCAGCAGGCGGAAGUCAGCGGUUUUCCUUGUGGUGGGCGGUAGUCCUGUGGGGGGAAGGAGUCUUCAAAGGAACCCAAUUUUGGGAAAGCAUGCGAAACGUUCGAGAUUUGAUGUGCAGUGGUUUGCCGUCUCCAAGAUAGUUGUUAAGGUGCCGAAUCAUCGCGGGUCCUCGUUGAAGCAUGCUGAUUUUGCGCAUGGAUUCGAAAAGAGAGAGACGGCCGAACGUUAGAUUAGGUGAGGUGGGAGAUUUCCCUGCUGCCUUUGCAUGCGUGUUCUCUCAUAGAUACGAGGCGAAUUCGAUUCGCAAGAGAAGGAACCGCGUCGUUGAUCCUGGAAAGAGGUCCGUUUCGAAAGAGGCCCCGCCGGAGUCUUUGGGUUUGGACCGUGCCGUGUCGCCGGGGAUUUCAGUCGAUCCUCUGCUGCAGCGAGGAGAAAAUGAGAACCCGGCUUCUGAAGCAGAGAGUUCAGGGGAAAUGGGGAUGGCCAAAUUCGAGCUGAAUUUCGGUGCCGUCACUCGCAAGUGUCGGGUGAUGAAGCGCCGGUGCCGGAGCGCGGCGGGGAGUAACAGGGUUUUCGCGAGCGGUUGGGGUUUUACAUAUAGUCCUGAGAUUGCUGAUGAAUCAGAUGGAAAGGUUUCGGUUGGAUUCGCGGAGAAUUCUGCUCCCGAUCAAUUCGAUGAUUUGUCGGGUCGCGAAACAUCAAUGGCAAGUAAAGAAGGAACCGAGGAUGGGAAUGUCUCCCCCAACGCCGGUCACGGGCACGGGCACGGAGAGGACGAUGCUGAAGUCGGACGAGACGGCUUGAGUAGCGUGACGGAAUGGUUGGAGGUAUUGGGGCUCGGCAAGUAUGCGGAUAUGUUCGAAAUGCACGAGGUGGACGAGGAAGUCUUGCCUCUUCUCACUCUCCAGGACCUCAAAGAAAUGGGCGUGCAUGCCGUCGGGCCGCGGCGGAAGCUGUACAGUGCAAUCAAGCAAUUAGCAGGAACGCUCGAGUGAUCGUAUCGCUCGAGACGGGGUUGUUGAAGAAGAAGCCGUCUCGCUGCGGAGGAAGCAGCGGGCAUGCAACUGUCUUUUUUUUUGGGGAUGGAAACUGCUGUUUGAGGGCUUAGUUCUGUGAAUAAAGCUUACUUAACGAUGUGUAUAUACUGGUUAAGGAACAUCUGGUAAUGUGCUACUAGUUGUGCUAACUCCUUUUGGAUGCAAUUCUUUUGCUUUUUGGUUGA